UAGCAGUUCACAGGUUCAAUUUUUUUACAAAUGGAAGGUUUGGGGCAACUCUGCCCUGAGCAAGUAUUUUUCCAACAGCAUUUGCUCAUUUUGUGUCUCCGUCUACUGGUGAAUGAAGAUGCCUUGAAGAUUGUCACAAUGACAACAAAGGAUUUAGAAUAUUACAUAAUCUGAGUUGAUAAAGCAGCAGCAAGUUCUGAGAAGAUUGGCGAUUUUCAAUUUUGAGACAUUCUACGUGGGUAAAAUGCGACCAAACAGCCAUCGCAUGCUACAGAGAAAUCGUUCAUGAAGGGAAGAGUCCAUGAUGCAGCUAACUUCAGUGUCUUAUUUUAAGAAAUUGCCACAGCCACCCCCAGCCUUCAGCAACCACCACCCUGAUCAGUCAGCUGCCAUCAACAUCAAGGUGAUCGGCCCCCAAGGGGUUCCCAGCCCCCACCCCAUCCUGAGGCCACGUCCUCUAGCAGGCGCUGUGCCCAAGCAAAGUCCCUCUCCAUUCGGCACAUCCCUGCUUGCUCCUGUGGGUGUGGUUCCAGAUGGCCUGGAACUGCUUUGUUCCAGUCACCCGAGAACAGGUCAGUUCUUCCCUGCCUCUGAGCUGAGAGGGUUCUUGGAAGACUGUCCCACCAGCUUCAUGACAUGGCUCUCAAAGAGGGACUCAGGACCUGGAAAAGGCUCUUCUGGCGGCUGAUCCUGCUUACAGUUGGCCUCUUAGCGCUGCUCCUGUACGGGCUCCCUGUAGUCAGGCACCUGGAAAUCUUCAUCCCCAUGGGCACCUGCCCUUUGGAUAGAGAGCUUAUGUUGAAAGACAACUUCACAGGUCUCCUGCGUCUCUGGGCCCGGCCUGAAGUCCUGACCUGUACCUCCUGGGGAGCCCCCAUUAUUUGGGAUGGCACUUUUGAUCCAGAUGUGGCCCAGCAAGAGGCUAUACAGCAGAACCUCACCAUUGGGCUGACUGUCUUUGCUGUGGGCAGAUACCUGGAGAAGUACCUGGCGCGCUUCCUGGAGACGGCAGAGCAGCACUUCAUGGUGGGCCAGCGCGUGGUCUACUACGUGUUCACCGAGCGCCCGGCCGCCGUGCCCCGCCUGUCGCUGGGCCCGGGCCGCCAGCUGCGCGUGGAGCGCGUGCCCCGCGAACGACGCUGGCAGGACGUGUCGAUGGAGCGCAUGAACACUCUGCACGCGGCGCUGGGCGGCCGGCUGGGCCGCGAGGCGCACUACGUGUUCUGCCUGGAUGUGGACCAGUACUUCAGCGGCCCCUUCGGGCCCGAGGCGCUGGCCGAAUCGGUGGCACAGCUACACUCCUGGCACUACCACUGGCCGCGGCGGCUGCUGCCCUACGAGCGCGACGCGCGCUCGGCAGCCGCGCUGGCGCGGGACGAAGGCGACUUCUACUACCACGCGGCCCUGUUCGGGGGCAGGGUGCAGGCGCUGCGCCAGCUGACGGCGCACUGCGCGCAAGCCCAGCAGUGGGACCGCAAGCGCGGCCUCGAGGCGCGCUGGCACGACGAGAGCCACCUCAACAAGUACUUCUGGCUGCACAAACCCGCCAAGAUACUGUCGCCCGAGUUCUGCUGGAGCCCGGAAAUCGGCCGGAGGGCGGAGAUCCGCCGCCCGCGCCUGCUCUGGGCGCCCAAGGAUUAUGCUGUCGUGAGAAACUAGAAGCCAAGACCUGGCCUCGCCCCACCUGCGGGACACCUUGGGCACCCGGAGGAUGAGGAGUGGGCGCAACAGCAAGGAGAGACCCAGAAGCCAUUUGGGGUCCCUCCUGGAAGCAGCAUAGCAUUUCGGAGGGCAGGGAGAGAUGGGAUGAAAACAGUCCUACUACCCCCUGUGUAGUAGAUGCAGCACCGGAGGAGGAGGUGCUGGCCUUUGAAAGUGUUUUGUGCUGGUCUCAGCCUAUGAAUAAGCAGUGUUGUGGUUGGACCAGCCCCUGUGGCUCUCUUGUGAUUGCAAGAUGCCUUUCAGCAAUAACCAUCAGGAUACUUUGGAAAAAAUCAAGGUUUAAUACUUACAGGACUUGGCAAUUACACAGCACACCUGGGGCCACAGGGCAAGCUCGCCGGUAGAGAGAGAGCCUCCCCCACCCCAUCCCCUAGCCUGGCGUUCUACUUUUAUUAGGAUUGAGGGUGGGGUCCUAGGACUUCAGGGACUCACUCUGUUGGUGAAUUCAGAAUAUAAGAAUGGGAAUUUAAAGCUCAGGAAGACAAAAGAAACAAGUGGCCCAAAUAUUGAAAUCAACCAAGAUCUCAAAAACAAAGGAGCCACGAUGCGAGGGAGGCAGCCUGGCUCUCUAGUAGCUAGCAAUGUGUUUAUUCCAGACAACCCUCUUUGAAGUGGAUGCGUUGGCAAUCAAAGCUUAAAUCAGGCACUUGCAUUACAAAAAGGAAAAAAUGGGCUGCCGUGGUUUACAUUACAGGGAGCUUCUCACUGGAAGAGAAACCUCCCCUUUCCUGCACUUUCAACAGGGACUGAGGCACAUAGACCAUUCACCUCCAACCUUACUGAAUUCAGCUAACUGCCUCCUGAGGAGGUGUUUUAGCCCCUCUCACCUACCUCCUACCCCCGCCCUUUUUUUUUUUAUAUAAGGAGACUGAGGCACAAAAAGGGAACAUAAAUCCCUAAACACAUAGAGGAUCAACAUGAGUCAGUCUGUGAGGUCAGCAGCUGGAGAGCCAGUCUUGGCUCUCCAGCCAAAUAGAGCUGCCUUUGGGCAUUAACCACAAAGGGAGAAACACCAGCGACAUCCAGUUCCCUGGCUUUGCACUUUCACCGCCUUUGCCCUCAGUGUAAUUUGUACAUAUUUAGUUAAUGUUAUUGUAAACGAAAAAGGGGCUAUGAAAUAAACCCGACAAGCUCAGGGAGGUCACAUGGCAGUCCUGCCAAGCUCAGUGACCAAAAGUAAUCACACAGGAUGGUCUGAUCAUAAAUUCCUAACUGGGCGGGUCGUAGUGGAUGUCAUCUCCCAGACCUCCAGCCUCCUUAGCAGAGGUCAAUCUUUACCUUAAGUGAGCUUUGUCCAUCGUUCUUAUGCAUCUAGGAUAACAUACCUUUGAGAUGUUAGAGUAAUUUUCUAGACCCCUUGAAGGCACAACCACAAGCACCAGAUCACAAGACCACAGAACCCUCAUUGUUAUCUUGUUCCCCCUGCAUACCAUUCUAUGUGCUGUAAAUGUUAAUUACUGACU
Molecule: messenger RNA, 3185 nt
Organism: Hipposideros armiger (great roundleaf bat)
Lineage: Eukaryota; Metazoa; Chordata; Mammalia; Chiroptera; Hipposideridae
Gene: A3GALT2
Product: alpha 1,3-galactosyltransferase 2
Exons: 6
Coding region: 637-1659 (340 amino acids)
Biological process (GO): carbohydrate metabolic process
Cellular component (GO): Golgi apparatus; membrane; vesicle
Molecular function (GO): hexosyltransferase activity
Source: RefSeq, a predicted model, not a curated record